Paramecium octaurelia is the source of this 198-nucleotide messenger RNA. NCBI's taxonomy places the organism in Eukaryota, Ciliophora, Oligohymenophorea, Peniculida, Parameciidae. The record is from the annotation of a GenBank genome assembly.
AUGGGCUGCGUGAAUACUAAAACUUCUAUUAAAUCUUAACCUCAAUCAACAACAAAGAAUUAGAUACAAAUAUAAUCAAAUACUCAAGACGAAAGUCCUUACGUGAUUAAGAAGAACCCAAUAUUCCAAAGAAGGGCCUCCUCAAAAUCCAUCGUUAGUCCUUUACAAACUGCUUCUUUCAUCCACAGAAAUAAGUGA